CACGUGCCUCAGCGCAGCUCGGCGCGGUCCCCGGCCGCCUCCGCUCGCCGCUCCGCAAACGCACACGCAGUUCCGCGGGCUCGGGAACAUCUCACGCCGGGCGCCAUGCCUCUCGCGAGGAGCUCCGCUCGUUUCGUCUGCGCGUCGUCGUGCCAGUCCCAAAGUGUCUCGAUAAGAGCUGUAGCCGAGGAUCACGGUCCGGGAUCGCCUCGCAAUUCACCGACGUGUGCAAACUGAUUCUCUCGUCGUCUCUGUUUUGUUGUUGUGACUGAAUAGGAAAAAUCGCUAUAGCUUGUGCGAAAAAAACAUCUUUUCGCGUAUUUUUAUUUCCAAAUCUGUGACAAGAGCCUCGCAGCUGUAUUCGUUCAAGGAGUGGCUGCGAAAGUUAUGAGAUGCACCACCAGAAGCAGCAGCAGCAGCAGAAGCAGCAGGGAGAGGCUCCAUGCCGACAUCUCCAGUGGCGGUUAUCAGGGGUCGUCCUCUGUGUCCUCGUCGUAGCUAGCCUCGUUUCCACGGCGGCUUCCAGCCCGUUGGAUCCACAUCACCUUGCCAAAAGGUCCUUCUUCGACAUCCAGUGUAAAGGAGUUUACGACAAGAGCAUCUUUGCACGCCUCGACCGCAUCUGCGAAGAUUGCUACAACCUAUUCCGCGAACCUCAGCUCCACUCUCUGUGCAGGAAAGACUGUUUCACAUCUGACUACUUCAAAGGAUGCAUCGAUGUUCUACUUCUCCAAGAUGACAUGGAUAAGAUACAGUCUUGGAUAAAACAAAUACAUGGGGCAGAGCCAGGGGUUUAGAUCUGACUGUUUCAAGAGCCCAUACUUCAAAGGUUGUCUUCAGGCACUACUUCUGAUUGAUGAAGAAGAAAAAUUUAACCAAAUGGUGGAAAUACUGGGGAAGAAGUAGACUGCACAAGAACUCCCUGCAGGCUGGGAGAUAAAUUACGGAAACAUUCUAGUCUUUGAAAAUAUAUGUUGGAAGAGUUAGAUCUGUUUUUGUUUGAUUGAUUUUAUGUUGAUGCACUGGCCUCUGAGCCAUCAUUAAUGUUUUAAUUACUUUGUGAGUACACUAUCCGUGGGCUCAUAAUGGAGAGUUCUGGACGAGAUUUCAUCAUACUUUCAUUUCAUCAUGCAGACUGUCAUAUUUUCAUAUAUAAUUUAAAUCACUUAUUUAUUAGUUGUUUCUGAAUGAUUUGCAAAUGCACACAGUAACACACCUAUCGUUUUUCUCGAUAUUGUUGUAGCAUCAUCUGGUUAUAAAAUUUCCAAAAUUUUACAACAAAUUUAUAGAAAUAUCACUCAGGAACGAAGAAGAAGAAAUGGUGAUAAAGCUUAACAUAUAUAUUGAAUUAAUAUGGUCAUCUCAUGUUGGAAAAUUAAUAUUGAAUAUGAUUUUAAAUAAUGUCUUUAUUUUGUUCACCACGUGAGCAACUUUGACAUCGCACUAUCAGUGAAGUUUUGGUGGCAUCUUGUGAAGCAUUAUGCCAUGACGAUGCUGAAAAGUAUUAAUGUAUUUAUUUUUAAUAUAGUACUUCAUUCACUUAGUAGUCACACUCCUUAUAAUGUAUUAUUCAUCAUGCAUUUAUUAAAUUAUUUAAUGAAACCAUCUACAUACUGCAAAUCAUGUGAUUUGUUAAUUAUUAGCUAAAAGCUGAUGUGUUGUGGCAGUAUUAAAAAGAUUUGUAAAAAUGAAAUAUAUAUCCAGGAAACUGGUUUUUUGUAUUUCACACUAUCAUUCCAUAAUCAGUAUUCUUAUGUGUCAAUGAGGAAGAGACCUUGCCUUGUAUACAUUACCUCUGCAGUAUAGCCUAGUUCCUGCUCUGACACAUUUGCAAACAUAGUGCAAAGCACUGUCAGUAAGAAUAUGAGGAGCAUUUGUUUACCUGUGUGCAAGUAGGUGUGUCUUGAGUGUUUAUACUUAUUUUAGAUUAGCAUUGUGUCUUAAAUUAUUUCAGAAGUAGUUUAGUUUUACAACUCGUUCAUAUUUUAUGUGGAAAGAGAUUCUUUUGUGUAUAUGUUAACUUAUUACAAUUUUUUAUGAUUUGAAGAGAGUACGGGUUUAGUGUAUAUUUUUAUAUAAUCUUGUAAGCUUAUUGUACAACUGACUGUCAACUUCUUUUAUCUGAACAUCUUUGUGAGCCACAGAAAGUGUGCCUAUAUGUUUCAUACUACGUUGAAGCUUUUGUUAUAUACCAUGUCUGUUUAAACCUAAAAGGAAAAUUGGAAAAUAUUUUGGAGCCUAUUUUCUAAACAAUACAUCUGUUAAUUUUUGGUCUGGGAAAAUUAACUGAAUCCAGAAAUAUAUAUUUUCAAGCUAA
Molecule: messenger RNA, 2317 nt
Organism: Schistocerca cancellata (South American locust)
Lineage: Eukaryota; Metazoa; Arthropoda; Insecta; Orthoptera; Acrididae
Gene: ITP
Product: ion transport peptide
Exons: 4
Coding region: 393-797 (134 amino acids)
Biological process (GO): circadian rhythm
Cellular component (GO): extracellular region
Molecular function (GO): neuropeptide hormone activity
Source: RefSeq, a predicted model, not a curated record